UUCGUUUAUAAUGACAUUGUGGCAAUUAUUUAAUUUGCUUAUUUUACUUUUCGUUUUUAAAAGUUCCUGGUCCCAAAGAAAGAUCAUCGGUGGACAUCUUGUGGGUUCAGUACAGAAAAGAUACGUGGUGUAUAUAGUUAAAUCUGAUAAAUCUAAAAUGGCAUAUGAUAAUUGGAGUUGCGGUGGUGCUCUAGUCAACAGUAAUCAUAUUAUCACCGCCGCUGCGUGCUUAGAAGAUAUCCGCUUUCUGUACGCCGUUGCUGGGUACAGUAUUAUGGUAAAGACUAUAUCUUCUGAUCCGUGCACAAAAUGGUUCAGCAAGAAAAUCUUACAAACAUGCACACCAAGAGCAUACGAAUUUAACUAUGCUAAAGUUCAUAAAUGGGCAGGCAUGGAUAUAGGCAUAGCGUGUACAGGGUCACCGUUUGCAAUAAAAAACGGAUAUUGUUCAUACUCUCCAGAACCUAUACCAAUAAAUUUCAAUCCUAAAUAUGGUGCUGAAGGCAUCGACGCUAUUGUCUUGGGUUGGGGACAUUUCACAUUUUGGCGAGAGCCCAUCAAUAAAGACCGCGGAUUAAAAAAAGAUCUAUAUUACGCGCCUGUAUCAAUUAUGAAUAAAGAAAAAUGCAUGGAAUAUUACAAAGAUUUUCCCGAAUUUCAAGAAGUUAUACGAAAAUAUAUGAUUUGUACGUUCGGCAAAGGAAACCUGGACAUCACGGGUCGUCUCAUAACAACAAUAAGGCCAAAGUAUGAACGUUGCGGGAAAACUGAGGAUGGUGAAUGUAGAGAAAAUUUGGAGAGCCAAUUAAAUGUGGAAACUCCAAAUACAACUGAGUUUGAAACAACCAGGAGACAAGGAAUCUGUCAGAACGAUCACGGCGGACCACUGGUGACUUGGAUAGGUGGCAAAGAGUACCUCAUCGGUAUCGCGUCCGUAUUCCGUGUAAACAAAACAACUUGUGUGGGACCAUUUUUAUUCACAAGUACACAUUGCAAUGGCGCUUUCUUACAUUGUUUUUUUAAUAAAAGACGAUCAGGAGAAGAUCCUUCAGUUUGUGAUGUAUAUGCAAAUGAACAAGGUUUCGAAAUGAUAUAUAGAAAUAUAUCUUGGAACGAACAUCCAGACGGGUACGCUGACAAUGAAAGAAAUAUUCCAAACAACGAUUUUACAUCAUUCUACUAAUUUUUGUGGCAUAGUCCUUCUGGUUACAUGAAAUUUUAAAUCAGAAAGUAAACACUCUUUCUAUUUAGAAUUACAGAUUUGAAAUGGGUAAAACUCAUAAUAUCUGAAUUGAGGAAGUAUGAUAAGGAAGUCGUAUUUAUUUUGCAAUUUAGGAAGUUAGCAAAGGUAAGUUAGUAAAGGAGGAUAGGCAUAGGAGCCUUCUUGGCAUGUAUGUAUGUUGAGAUAAUUUGUAUUAUUGAAUUUUGGGACACCUUGUACAUUUUAUUAUCUUAAGUCCACACUUAUUAGAACUAUAACGU
This is a messenger RNA of Papilio xuthus (Asian swallowtail), 1482 nucleotides long. RefSeq lists its product as uncharacterized. Lineage: Eukaryota; Metazoa; Arthropoda; Insecta; Lepidoptera; Papilionidae. The record is from RefSeq and is a predicted model, not a curated record. Gene Ontology annotation, molecular function: serine-type endopeptidase activity. The coding region runs from base 11 to 1183 and encodes 390 amino acids. The transcript has 9 exons. Gene Ontology annotation, biological process: proteolysis.